AUGGCUCAAACUCAAGGAACUAUCAUUAUUUUGGACAUUGGCCGAAAUGUUUCUGCUCCAGAAGAGAAAAACCAGAAAAGUUUCUUUGUAAGUGCAAGGGAUUGCACUUCCAAGAUAAUAGAGCGUAAAAUUUUGAGUGAGGGUAAAAAUGUUAUUGCAAUAUUUUUGUUGGGAUCAAAGAAAACACUAAAUAAUAUGGCUGAGCAAUAUGAUGGAGCAUUUAAAUACAUUGAAAUGUUAACAGAGUUUCAAACCCCCACCUGGCAGAUGAUAAGGAACUUACCGGAAAAGCCAUCUGAAAAAAAGGGAGACUGGUUUGAUGCUCUUCUAGUUGCAGCAGAUUUCUACAAAAAUGGAGUCAGUGGCAUUAAGUUUUCAAGCAAGAAGAUUAUACUUAUGACCAACUUUAAAAAAAUUCCACAUUUUGAUCGAGACUCUGCAGAAGAGGCCAUCAAAGGGUUCAAAGAAGAAGGUUAUGAAGUAGAUAUAUUAGGACCUGAUAUUUACUCAGAUGAACAUGACAAGGAAUCUAUUCAGUUAGCAAGACAGUUUGUUGAAAGCACAGACGGUGCUACAGCAACAUUUGAACACACAAUGCAAUAUCUGCUUUUUCAUAGAAAAAGGGCAAUCAAAGCAAUGCCAUGGAAUGUUGACCUUAGCAUUGGACCAAAUAUAAAAAUCCCUGUAUCUGCUUACAUCAGGCUUAAAGUUGAACCAGUUGUUAAAAAGUGGGAGAAAGGUGUCAAAGAUCCAAUGGUAAAUACAACUAGCACAUCAGAAGCUUUAGUGAAAAUAAGAGAAUUCAUAAAUCCAGAUAAUCAAAAAGUUGAACACACUGACACAAUUGCUGGUUAUCAUUAUGGUCAGAAAAUUGUUCCUUUCUCAGAAUGUGACAAAGAUAUGCUUUAUAAAUCUGGUGAAAAAUGUCUUUCGCUUUAUGGAUUUACAAAUGCUAACAAUAUUCAAUGGCAAAAUUUAAAUGGAGACGGAUUACAAUAUGUGUUUGGAAGGAAGGGUGAUAAAAAAGCCCAGGAGGCAAUAAAAUGCCUAGUUGUAUGCCUUCAUGAAUUAAAUCUUGUGGGUAUUGUAAGAAAAGUGCAUAACAAUAACAAUGCACCUAAAAUGUUUGCGUUACUGCCAGUCAUUGACACCAAAUUUGUAUGCCUUUCUAUGAUUGCACUGAAUUACAAAGAAGACAUAAAACAAAUGUCAUUCCCUUCAACAAACUUGAAAAAAUAUCAAUGCACUGAUGAGCAAGUCAAUGCUUUUGUAGAUUUGAUUAAAGCUAUGGAUUUAACUAAAGCUUAUGAUGACACAUUUGAUGAUGCAGAAGCGUUCCCUAUUGCGGAGUGUUACAGCCCUUCAGCGCAAUAUGUUCUAGAUUGUAUUGCUUUUAGAGCAAUGAACCCAGAUAAACCUCUACCUAAGCCAAGAAGAGAAAUUAUGGAUUUAUUUGAGAUACCACCUAUGCUGGCCAAAAAUGCAAAGGAACCCAUAAACAAAAUAAAAACACUUUUUACUUUAAAUAAAGUUGAAUCUAAACCAAAGAGCAAUAAGAAUAUAGGCAUGGACAUGGAUCUGCUUCAACCUCUAAUUGACAUGCAAUCAGGUUUAGAUCAGAAUGUGAAAACAAAGGAUGCUGGGGUAUCUGAUAUACCAAAAAUUCGCAUGCCUGCACCUCAAACUCCCAUCACAGUCAAGACUAUAAGUACUGCUGAUCCUGUUGGUAAUUAUAAAGCUCUCAAAAACCAAAAUAAAACUCUGUUAGAACUUGGCCCUGAAAUGACUAAAGUGAUAGAAAACCUAAUUAUUUACAAUAUAGAUGGAAACUACACUAAGGCAGUAGAUGCUAUGAAAUAUUUAAGAAAUGAAUAUGUUCAAGAUGAUCCAACCAAUUACAACAGUUGGUUGCAGAAGUUUAAGUCAGAGUUGCUUGAAAGUGAUAAGAAAAUUUUUCUAAGUUUGAUUAAGGAGAACAAAAUCAGUUUUAUAUUAAAGGAAGAGAAUGAGCUAAGCACCUACGACACUGAAGAUAGCCAUGAAGAAAGUCAGUUGUAUGAAAAUGAUACAUUACCUCAAUCUGCUGAACUCACUAUAGCUUCAGAAGUCCAAAAUAUGUUUGAUGAUUGA
Arctia plantaginis is the source of this 2130-nucleotide messenger RNA. The record is from the annotation of a GenBank genome assembly. Lineage: Eukaryota; Metazoa; Arthropoda; Insecta; Lepidoptera; Erebidae.